GACAGCUUGCACCAGCCUCCCACAACACCUGCCCCACCACAGCCCACGCGGCGCAUUUCCUUCAAAUCCGUUUUCGCAUCACUGCAAUCGCGUAAUACGCGCAAACCAACGCGCAAUGGCAGACAUCAUCGAUCGCGACGAGGCGACCGUGAUCCCAGCGCGCGGGCCACGGCGGUCGCGCCUUCCUGGGCCGCUGAAAGUAGCCAUCCUCUUUGUGGUGAACCUGGGCAUCAAUUCGCUGCUGUGGCAGGCCGCGUCCAACUUCCUGCCGCCUGAGCUCGGCUAUGUCAGCAAGAUCCCCACCGAGGACGACAAGUUCGCCCUGAACGGGCCGGUCGCGCGCCUCGCCAUCAAGAUCGCGACGCUCUAUGGCACCUGGGCCGUUGGCUACGACUACUACGACGUCUCGGCCCUGACGCUCCUCACCAACAUGCCCUACGCGUACCUGCUCUCGACGUACUACCAGGUCUCGACCCUCACCGUCGCAGCGCACAUGAGCAUCGAGGUCCUCUCCAUCGCCAUCCCGACCUAUCUGCUGCGCUCCCGCGCGCCUGCCCACCGCCCGAAUGUGCCCCUGCGCAACCGCUUCCUGCUCAACAGCGUGCAAGUCCAGUUCACCAACGCUCUGCUCGCCAUCGCCGUCUACUCCGUCUUGAUAUGGGGCGGCAUCCGCAUUGGCCUGAUCAACAGCUUCCUCGUCACCCACUUUGACAUCCCCACGCUGGAAGCCGCGCACCUCGAGACGCCCCUCACGGUCGGCGCCAAGAUCUUCACCGCGGGUUUCGCGGCCAAGGAGUUCCUGCUCAACCCGUCCAUUGCCGCUCAGGUGGCGUCCGGCCAGGCCACGCCCGUUGCCAACUUCGACGCGAGCACGGCGGAUCUGCAGGCGCAUCUGCGACACAACUUCUGGUACUUUGGCCGCCGCACCAGGACCCUGGUCCAGCAGACGUGGAUCCUGUGCUUCUUCACGGUUGCGAACACAAUCCAGCGCUGCAUGACGCUCAAUGGUGCCGAGUUCAACGGCGCUGCUGGGUAUGCCGGUAUGUGGGCGGUUGCCAAUGCUGUGAUUGCCGCGUGGUACGCCUGGGUUGGCGACACGAGCACUGACUACAUUGUCAACUGAGCAGAGGCGUUGGAGAGUAAAGAAAUGGCGAUGGAGGCGAAGAGAAGGAGACGAGUCUUGGAGGAGUAGAGAUAGAGACCAGGGAGAAGAAUCGGGGAGAGGCGCGGCGUUCCGGCUCUGAUGAACAUGGCAUUGGAGGCACGCUCAGAUCUUGUACGCAGGUCUCUGAGACCGGACAGUACAAAGCACAAACGCAGGAGGACAGGUAGAUACCAUUUGUUUGCAUAUGACCACAUAGUCCCAUGAACCAUCUAGUUCCAAAAACACCCGCUCUCGGCGCACCGCUGCACCUCGGC
Molecule: messenger RNA, 1419 nt
Organism: Didymella exigua CBS 183.55
Lineage: Eukaryota; Fungi; Ascomycota; Dothideomycetes; Pleosporales; Didymellaceae
Exons: 2
Coding region: 116-1123 (335 amino acids)
Source: RefSeq, a predicted model, not a curated record